Molecule: messenger RNA, 795 nt
Organism: Globicephala melas (long-finned pilot whale)
Lineage: Eukaryota; Metazoa; Chordata; Mammalia; Artiodactyla; Delphinidae
Gene: HOXC4
Product: homeobox C4
Biological process (GO): embryonic skeletal system morphogenesis; anterior/posterior pattern specification; positive regulation of transcription by RNA polymerase II
Cellular component (GO): nucleoplasm; nucleus
Molecular function (GO): RNA polymerase II cis-regulatory region sequence-specific DNA binding; DNA-binding transcription factor activity, RNA polymerase II-specific
Source: RefSeq, a predicted model, not a curated record
AUGAUCAUGAGCUCGUAUUUGAUGGACUCUAACUACAUCGAUCCGAAAUUUCCUCCAUGCGAAGAAUAUUCGCAAAAUAGCUACAUCCCUGAACACAGUCCGGAAUAUUACGGCCGGACCAGGGAAUCGGGAUUCCAGCAUCACCACCAGGAGCUGUACCCACCACCGCCUCCGCGCCCUAGCUACCCUGAGCGCCAGUAUAGCUGCACCAGUCUCCAGGGGCCGGGCAAUUCGCGAGGCCACGGCCCGGCCCAGGCGGGCCACCACCACCCCGAGAAAUCACAGCCGCUCUGCGAGCCGGCGCCUCUCUCAGGCGCCUCCGCCUCCCCGUCCCCAGCCCCGCCAGCCUGCAGCCAGCCAGCCCCUGACCAUCCCUCCAGCGCCGCCAGCAAGCAACCCAUAGUCUACCCAUGGAUGAAAAAAAUCCACGUUAGCACGGUGAACCCCAAUUAUAACGGAGGGGAACCCAAGCGCUCGAGGACAGCCUACACCCGGCAGCAAGUCCUGGAAUUAGAGAAAGAGUUUCAUUACAAUCGCUACCUGACCCGAAGGAGAAGGAUCGAGAUCGCCCACUCGCUGUGCCUCUCUGAGAGGCAGAUCAAAAUCUGGUUCCAAAACCGUCGCAUGAAAUGGAAGAAGGACCACCGACUCCCCAACACCAAAGUCAGGUCAGCGCCCCCGGCCGGCGCUGCACCCAGCACCCUCUCGGCAGCCACCCAGGGCACUUCUGAAGACCACUCCCAGAGCGCCACGCCACCGGAGCAGCAACGGGCAGAGGACAUUACCAGGUUAUAA